Molecule: messenger RNA, 2388 nt
Organism: Teleopsis dalmanni
Lineage: Eukaryota; Metazoa; Arthropoda; Insecta; Diptera; Diopsidae
Product: xenotropic and polytropic retrovirus receptor 1-like
Exons: 6
Coding region: 62-2065 (667 amino acids)
Biological process (GO): cellular response to phosphate starvation; phosphate ion transport
Cellular component (GO): Golgi apparatus; plasma membrane; cytoplasm
Molecular function (GO): inositol hexakisphosphate binding
Source: RefSeq, a predicted model, not a curated record
UUUGGUCUAUUUUUAUUUUCUGAAAACAUUUUACAUUUCUUGUAAAAUUAAAAGAAGAAAUAUGAAGUUUGCAGAGCAUUUAACGGCGCACAUAACGCCAGAAUGGCGAAAACAAUAUAUAAAUUAUGAGGAAAUGAAAGCAAUGCUUUAUGCGGCAGUGGAACAGGCACCUUCUGCAGAACUAGUAGAUCCAGAGGUUCUUACACGUUAUUUUGCAAAAUUCGAUGAAGAGUUUUUUCAUUAUUGUGACAAGGAGUUGGCUAAAAUUAAUACAUUUUAUUCAGAAAAAAUGGCAGAGGCGACAAGAAAGUAUGGAAGUUUACGUAGUGAGUUAACAGAAGCAUUAGAAAUGGGUCACGUGAAAAAGCAACCAGCUUGGAAGUCCAAAACUCCGCUCGGAAAGAAAAAUGUACCUGCGCGUAAAAUACAUGAACUCAAAUUGGCAUUUAGUGAAUUUUAUUUGGGUCUUAUAUUAUUACAAAAUUAUCAAAAUUUGAAUUUUACUGGAUUUCGCAAAAUACUUAAAAAACAUGAUAAAUUAUUAAGUGUUGAUUUUGGAGCCAAAUGGCGUAAGGAUAAUGUAGAGAUAGCACAUUUUUAUGUUAACAAAGAUAUCGAUCGGAUUAUACAGGAGACUGAAACUGCAUUUACACAUGAUAUUGAACAUGGCGAUAGACAAAAAGCAAUGAAGCGUUUACGUGUACCACCUUUAGGUGAACAACAAAGUCCUUGGACAACAUUUAAAGUGGGUCUUUUCUCUGGUGCGUUCGUUGUACUCUUUGUAACUGUAGCUUUAUCAGCUAUAUUUCACGGUUUUGGUGAAGAUUGGCAUGUUGGGUUACGUAUGUUUCGUGGUCCGUUUCUGUUAAUUGAAUGUCUCUUUUUAUGGGGUGUCAAUGUAUAUGGUUGGCGCUCUUCCGGUGUUAAUCAUGUACUUAUUUUUGAAUUGGAUCCACGUAAUCAUUUGUCUGAACAGAAUAUAAUGGAAGUGGCCUCGGUAUUUGGUGUUAUAUGGGCGGUAUGUGUUUUGUGCUAUAUAUAUUGUGAUCCCAUGGGCAUACCACAAUACUCAGCACCAAUAUUUUUAUAUACUACAAUGAUUCUAUUCCUAUUGAAUCCAACAAAAACUUUUCAUCAUGAAGCACGUUACUGGGCUGUACGUGUCUUAAGCCGUGUUGUUAUGGCGCCGUUUUUCUUCGUAACAUUUGCAGAUUUCUGGCUAGCAGAUCAGCUAAAUAGUAUCGUACCUGCAUUUUUGGAUAUACCAUUUGUUUUAUGUUUUUUCAGUCAAAAUCCAACGUGGCAUAAAACUGGUGGAAGUGGACGAUUUUGUAUUGAAGAUAUAUCAAUUGCUCGACCUAUUGUUGCUAUCUUACCAACAUACUUUCGUUUUGCGCAAUGUAUACGUCGUUAUCGUGACACUAAGGAAGCCUUUCCACAUUUAAUGAAUGCAGCAAAAUAUGCAACUUCAUUUUUUGUUGUAAUUUUUUCAUAUAAAUUUCAAACGACCGGUGAUUAUUAUACCCACUCCAAGGAUAAUCCUUGGUUCUACUGUUGGAUUUUAGCAGCAAUCGUCUCGUCGUGCUAUGCCUAUACGUGGGACAUUAAAAUGGAUUGGGGUUUAUUCGAUGCGAAAGCAGGUGAUAACAAAUUCUUGCGAGAGGAAAUUGUUUACUCCUCAACGUGGUUUUAUUAUUUUGGUAUUAUUGAGGAUUUAAUUUUACGUUUCGCCUGGACAGUAUCGAUGAGCUUAAUCGAAGCUGGUUAUAUCGAAGGUGAUGUUAUGGUUACAAUUCUAAGUCCUUUGGAAGUAUUUAGACGUUUUAUUUGGAAUUAUUUUCGUUUGGAAAAUGAACACUUAAAUAACUGCGGUAAAUUUCGUGCAGUGCGUGAUAUUUCCGUUGCACCAAUGGAUUGUUCAGACCAAACUACAAUAUUACGCAUGAUGGAUGAGGAGGACGGCGUUGUUAAUCGCCGUGGUAAAACAAAAACGGCAUCUAAAAAGAAGGUCGCCGAACAGAGGCUGUUAUUCCAAAGCGAAUCUGUUGAAGAUUUAUGCUCAUAAAUGCGGUUAAUUACUGCAGCAAGGAUAUGUGUAGGCGGUUGGAAAUGUUAAUGAAAUUGUUUAAUGGCUUAAAAUAUUGCUCAUUUGAAUUGAAUAUUGUUGCCUCUGCAUGCGGUCAUUGCGAAUCGCUGUAAUGUGAAAUUAUAUUUUUGAGCUAAUAUCAAGGAUACCGCAGAUUAUACAUCAAAUGUUUAUUGUUCACUUGUAAAAUCAAAAUAAGCAUAUCUGAAGCGUAUAUAAGUAAUUGUAAUAUACCAACAUUAUUGAAUUUUGAUGUGCAAAUUAUAUAAUAUUUUAUAAAUUCAUUUUUUUUUAAUUUAUUA